AUGGCACCUUGCCGUGGCGGCUAUCUCCACUGGUUGGUUCUGUUCUUUAUGAGCUGGUGUAUUUGGGAGGUCCAGGCCAAGCAGUUUGAGCCCACACACAGCAGCCAGGCUGCCCCCCUCCGGCACCUCCUGACCGUCUCUGCGGGCAACAUCACCAUCCAAUCAGCAGAGGCAAUACUGCGUGGCUACGGCAUCGACACGUUUGGGCCCAUCGUCUACAUGGCCAAGACCCCCACCUGCCCCCUCGACCCCCUCCCCGCCAGCGCCCGGGCGCAGCUCUUCACCUUCUGCCAGACAAAUGCCGCAGUGCGCAAAUGCCGCAAGAAGGAGCGCCGUGACAGAGGCUCCUUAGGCCUGCGGCCCCCGCUGUUCCACAUGGCCUGUCGAAACCAGACCUGCCUGGAGACCCUGACGGUUGGCGCCACAUCCUGCGUGCUGAGGCGGACGCUGGACUUGCCGGCGACUCAGACUGUCAACACAUCGUGCAGGCUGACUCUGCCCGACACAAUGGACUCCUCCCAGCCCUUCACGCCCGUCUUCCUGCAGCCGGUCGGGGAGCGAUCAGUCUUUGACUGCAUCCUGGGGCUCCCAGUCGGCUCCAACCUGUCCAACAGGCUGUCCUGCAAUGGUGGGUUCUUCAGGGCGGAGUCAAGGUUUCAUUUAGGGGGGGAGGCCUUUUUGCCGCCAGAGGCCGAUUUUCGAUGCACGUGGGAUGGACGGUGCCGAGAGGACAAGGGAUGUUGCGCGGGGGACGCGCUGUUUGAAGGGGAAUUCAUUUGUUACCUGCCGGAGGGCGCCGUGGCGCCAUCGAUGGGAUCUGGGGCGGGCCGGCAACUCCUAAGGGUUGCUGCGCUGCUGGCAUGCCUCUUGGCUAUUUUGUUGGCCCUGUCGUAG
Molecule: messenger RNA, 894 nt
Organism: Ostreobium quekettii
Lineage: Eukaryota; Viridiplantae; Chlorophyta; Ulvophyceae; Bryopsidales; Ostreobiaceae
Source: the annotation of a GenBank genome assembly